CAAAUAAUUGAGAAAAUCGAAGAGAAGUGCAAGCAGAGACAGCGACAGCGACAGAGACCAAACCUAAACGCGCGUGAGAGGACGAACUUCUGAUUUUCGGUGAUAUGGUGUAAAUGUGAUAAAAACAAAAACAACGUUAUAAAAAACUAAAAAACAAAUCAACAAAGAAUCAAGUUUUAAAUUCAAUUAAAACUAAAACAAAAACUAAAAUUAUCCUAAAGGAAAUACGACAAGUAGUGUUUUUAUUUAUUUUUCUCAAACAACACUUUUUGCUACGAAACUCCAAAGAACAAUAACUAUUUAUCUACCUAAUCGCAAAGCCUUGUCUCUUAACAAAAACUUACGGAAGAGAGAAAACCUAAACUAAGUCGCACAAAAUUAUCUAAAAGCAAUUCUGAAAACUGAAGACUUUUUCGCAGUUCCGAAGUUUCUUCGUUUCUACUCUACAUUUUGUAUGCAACAUAAAUAUUCUAUCAACUUCACUGCCGCAAAAUCUUUUCGACAAAUAUGAUUUUAUUCGUAUAAUUAAACAAAAUACUCGUACAAAAAGUAAGAACAGAAACCAUAGAAGAACUAUGCAUUAAUUCUUAUGAGAAAAGACAAAAACUAACCAAUCAAACGGACGAGAGAGAAAAAGCAGGAGGAGGCGGAGGAGGAGAACCUGGAAACCUACUGGUUUGGGAGCUACAUAAAAACACCGUAUAAGCAAAAUGCAAUAGUCUAAAACACUCAUUGAGUACACUUGACAUAAACUGUGAUUAUGAGUUCCACAAAAUCUCAAGUAGCCCUAGCUACGAAUAUUCCAACCAAUAUAUCCUCUGCCGCUUCUGCCUCAUCAUCAGUGGCCGCUGCGGCCGCCGUUGUAGUUGUUGCCAGUGCCUCAAACAGCGCUGCCGCCGUUGCCUCGAGUACACCCCAAACAGGAAUAGCAGUUGCAGGAGGAGGAGGAGGAGGUGGACUAGCUGGAACAAUCACAGGAUCGGCGUCGGGUUCGGGAGCAGGAUCUGUAUCUGGGUCGGGUGCUUCAUCCACAGCAACGGCAGCCAUCACCUCAUCGUCGUCGGUUGUGGCCACAGGCGCAACGGCAACAGCAAGUGCAACAAACAACAACAACAACUGUGAAGAUUCUCAAAGCGGAAACGGAAACGGGAACGGCGGUGCUGCCAACUUGGGAAGACAAAAUAGUUUUGGCAAUCGACGUGGUAACAUGAAGGGCAAACAUCUCACACGCAGUCAUGCCAUGCGUGAGUCCACAUCGCCACCACGCACGCCAACGCCGCGAGCUGCCUCCGAGCCGCAACAGCAGCAGCAGCAGUUCCAGGGUGAACCCCACGAGCACAACAAUAAUAACACCAACAGCAAAGCACAAUCAUCCGGAAUACGGGGUAAUUCCCCGCUGAUGGAGACACCUGCCGUGAUUGUCACUAGUCAGCAACAACAGCAACAACAGCCACAGCAGCAACAGCCACUACAGCAACACCAGACGCCGCCAAAGCCACCACAGAACAUGCCGCUCAGCAAUGAGGCAGAGUUCCCCAAGUUGUCGCCACCCAAGAAAUCCGGAGGAGGAGGCGGCGGACAGCACAAUCGCACCAACAGCAAUGGCAGCGGCAUGGAGUACAACAACAAUAACAAUAAUAACAAGAAGUUCGUUGUGGAUAUGAAGUCCAAUGGUCUGGACAACAACAAGCAUCACAGCAGCAACAGCAACAACAACUCUGGCGGGAAUGUCAUCUACAAUUCGGGAAUGAACUACAAGGCAGCGGAUAGGCACGAGCGCCACGAACGCCAUGAGAUGUCCAGCCAGAAUAGCAAUCUCAGCAAUAACCAUGACGAGGAGAGCUAUCACUACGAGGGGCCCAGAGGCGGUGGCAAGAAGCAUCGCGCCAAUGCCAAUUCAAAGGGGAAUAAGCCACGCUUGAAGAACAUUGGCGGCAGCUCAUCCGGCAGCAUUGACGGGGGAGGAGGAGAACGCGAGCGUGGAUUCGGUGGCGGUGCUAAUGGCGGCGGCGGAGGUGGCAUGCCCAACAAUUGCAAUUCAAACAAUUCGAGCAACAACACAUCGGGCUUCAUAUCGCGCGUCUUUCAUCAAUCAGAGAACUCGAGCGAGCACUACACCGACUUCGGCGGCACCGAUCUGCUGAUGUUCUUUCGCGAUACGCUCAAUAAGAACCCAAAGGAUCGCAAUAUACUCUUGAAAAUCGAGAAAGAUCUAAUCGAUUUCAUACAGGAUAAUGGACACGAUUGUGAGUUCCGUUUUCCACCAGCUUCCUCCUACAAUCGCAUGCUGAUUCAUCGCACGGCUGCGUUUUUUGGCAUGGAACAUAAUGUGGACACAGAGACACAGCAGUGCGUGAUUGUGGCUGCCACAAAGGGUACACGCAUACCAGAGAUCCGCUUCCAAUCGCUAGUACGCGAAGAUGUACGCAAGUCAAUUCUGAAGCGGGACACGCACAGCUUCGAUGAGGUGCGCCAGUCGCCGUAUCUCUGUCCCGAGCGUGUGAUGCUCGAUCGCAAGGCCAAGAGCUUUGAGGAGCGCGAGGAGGAUUAUGAUCGUGCGCGUAGUCGCAUCUUUAGCCGCACGGGCACACAGGACUAUGGCGAUGAGGAUUGCUAUGGCGGCUGGGAGCAACAACAACAGCAGCAGCAGCAGCAACAGAAGCAGCAGCAGCCACCGCGACCCAAGCGACCCAAUGGAAAGAUGCUGCAAAUGCAGAAUUCCACAGAGUCACGUGAUGGCAUGCGUUCGGGUGGCGCUGUGCCCAAGUCCCACAACUUUGGCAACUAUGGCGGACCGCCCAGUGCUGGUGGCCCUGGCAAUGGCGGUGGCAACUCUUUGCCGCGCGGCGACUCCAGCAACUCGAUCAAGAGCGGACGCGGUGGCUUUGCCAAACAGGACUCGACUGGCAGCAACAGCACAGCCUGGCGGCUGUCUCCUUCCAGCAGUGGCUACAAGACACGCACCCAGUCGGUGCGCUCCGAUUCCGUCACGCCCUCGCCCACCGGCUACGGCAGCGACCGGCAGACACCGGAGCUCAGUCAGCCCAUGCCGAAUCGCAUGGGCAUGGGAUUGGGAUUAGGAUUGGUAGGGGGUGGCGGUGGAGGCUCCUCUUCGUACCAACAGCAGGCAGCCGCAGCAGCAGCAUCCACAACGUCCACAGCAGCAGCCGCAGCAGCAGCAGCAGCAUCGUCUUCGUCCUCAUCCUCGUCGGCGUCAACGGCGUCCAAUUGCUCAGGGACAUCAUCGGGACUGGUGUGGGCCGUCACAGACAUUUCGAAUGUGCCAAUUGGCAGCCUCCUCAUUGAUCCGCAAACCCUCCAACCAAUUGUCAAUGCAGACGGUUCCAUCUACCACUACGACCCGUCCAAUUUGCCGCCCAAUCAGGCGCUCCAACAUGCGGGCAACCAGUAUCAGUCCGGGAACAACAACUCCGGCAGCUACUCCAACUAUCGCCGUGCAUCGCCACACCAGCCGCAGCAGCAGCAGCAACAUCACCAGCAGCCACCACAGCAGCAGCAACAGUCGCAACAGCAGCAGCAACAGCCACCUCCACAGCAGCAGCAGCAGGUGUAUGCCACCAAUGAGCUGUCCUGCAGCUCCACCGAGAGCUAUGCCGAGGAGGUGCAGUCACCGGGCAUGGACUGCUCGGAGGGUUAUGAAUCUGGUUACAUGGUUAGCGAACAGCAGCCGCUGCCACAGCAGCAACAACUGCCAGUGCAGCCGCUUCCACAACAGACGCUGGUGCCACAACAGCCGCCGCCGCUUGCACAGCAGCAACAGCCGACGAUGCCACAGCAACUGCCACAACAGCAGAUCCAACUGUUGCCGCCACAGCAGCUUCCACAGCAACAGCAACUGCCCAGCAAUGAAGUCGUCAGCGCUAAGCCGAGCGACGAUUGUGAUAGCAGCCUGGCCAGUGCCACGGCCUGCCUGAGCAUUACGACGUCGACGUCCACCAAGAACUACGAUCGCAUCGAGGUGCAAAAGUACAAGAAUCAGGCUACAAGUCCGAACAUACCGGCCUGCUGUGCCGCUGUCGAGAAGGAAAUGGAGGCAGCUGCCAUCGAGGAGGAGGAGCCGGACGAACCGCUGCCAGCACCCUCCACCUCUGCCUCAUCCACAUCGUCCUCGGGCACAGGCACUGCCGAGAUGCCGCCCAGCAGCAGUCAGACACCGCUGCCAGUGGUCGUUGCCACGCAGAUGAACUGCGAUGUCCAGUCUGUGUCGCCCAGCUCGACGCCCUACAGCCAGUGCGAGGUGAAGCCAGUCAGUCAUCUGCAGGGCAUCAGCCAGGGUGUGCCCGUCGAGGAGCCAAAGACCACCUGGACGUACACGCAGAGCUACCAGGCGCCCGAUGGAUCCACCGUCUUUCACACCACAACCACACCGAAUGGAGCGGCUCCAUACUGCGCCACCACAUAUCAGCAGGGGCCCGAUGGCAGCAUCUAUGCGGUGCCCCAGGGUAUGGUUUAUGCCGCCUAUCCGCAAGCGGGCGUGACCAGCGCCGGUGCCGGCUCCCAGCCGCUCUUCCAACUCACGACGAGCACCCAUCCGCCCGGACAGACGCUGUUCGCCUCGCCGGAGGCCGGCGGUGAGCUGUCCGGCGGCACCUACAUGAUACCUGUCUUCGAUCCGGCCCAGCAGCAGCGCGAGGGUCUCAUCCAGGCGCAGGCCAUCUACCAGGCGGGGCCGGGCGGACCGGCCACCGCAGUGAUGCCAAUGCCCGCCGCAGCGGCCUACCCAGGUGCACAGUUUGCAGCCGCAGGGCCCAACGGUGCACCCAUCUACCAGGCACCGCUGAUCUACUCCAGCGAACCGGGCGGCCCGCAGCUGCAGCAGCUGCCGAUGGCCUCGUAUCCGAUCCAAUACUCCUACCCGUACUACCACCCGAUCCCGUACUACGUGCCGCAGCAGGCGGUGGCUGCCGCGCCAAUGGUGGCCACUGCCCAGCCCCAGGGCGGACAGGGAGCACACACACAGGCACUGCCGGGCCAGAGUCAGCCGGGGCAUGCGACUGCCUCAGCGGCUGGACCGCCCACGGUGUCCGCAGCCCAGCAGCAUCACCAUCACCAGCAGCAGCAGCAGAUCGGCAACGGGGGACAGGUGGUGACCACAUCCGGCUACAUGACUGGAGGCGGAGGCGGUGGCGGUGGAGGAUCACGUGUGAAGCGCACGCCCGGCGGCGGAUCCAUUCACUACAAUCCCAGCUACCCGCAGACAUCGGUGGGCCAUGCCACGGCGGCCCAUCAUCCGGGUCCGGGUGCCACACAGCUGAUUGCUGCUCCCUCUGGCGGCACUACCACAUAUCAUGCGCUCCCAACACUGACGCUGGCCCAUGGCGGUGCGGCGAACAGUCAAGAUCUCAGUGCCGCUGCCGCAGCGGCCGCGGCUGGUGCCCAUUGCUAUAUUCUGCCAGCGCAGCAUGCCACGGCCCCGAUCCCAACGAACAUCUUCCCCUAUGCGGCGGCAGCAGCAGCCGUUGGCCAGGCGGGAUCUCAGCCCGGUGCACAGGUGGUGCAGCAGCAGCAGCAGCCACUGCAGCAGUCACAGGCGGCUCCGCAUCACACACUGAUCGCGGCGGCUCCCUUCUAUCCGGCGGGUGCGGGUUCCGUGGAUCCAGGAGCCUCGCAGUCCGCUCCGAGCACGCCCGCUGCCCCGGGACGCCAGGCGCCGUUGUUCAGCACUCCGCCAGCUCCGAAUAACAGCAGCACUGGCAGCAGCAGCGGCGGUGGAGGAGGAGGCGGUGGCUACCACAGCAACAGCUCCACGCCGCACUACUACCAGAGCAGCAACGAGGGCGGCUAUGUACCGUCCUACGAAAAGCGCAACAACAACAACGGCGGAUCGUCCGGACCACCGCGCAAGCCGUACCAUCCGGGCGGCUACAACCCCAGGCACUCGGUGCCACUGAGCGGCAUUCCGUCGGGCGCCAAGACGCCGCUGCUGAACUCCAACAACGAGCCCACGCCCCGUGCCUCGCCCAGCAUCAGUCUGGGCGGAGGUGGAGGUGGAGGCGGCGGCGGUGGACCGCUCUCCUCGUCAGCCCCGCCCUACCACCAUCGCGGACCGCCGCCACAUGUGAUGAACAAGCGCGAGGGCAAGCCCAAUCAGCUGCCGCUCAUCAGUGGACCACCGCCCAGCUAUGCCCCGCCCUCGAAUCCGGGCGGUGGCACCAGCUACGAGUCCAAGCCACCGGUGCGCCUCAACGCGGCAGCCGCCAGCUUCCGCAGCCAAAAGUCCAUGAACACGGACUAUCGGCGCAGCGUCUCGCAGCGGAAUUCGCCCAGCGCCAAUGGAGGAGGAGGAGCAGGUGGAGGAAAUGGAGGCGCCGGCGGUGGCAAUGGCAGCCACGAGAGCAGCAACAAUUCGCCAAACAGUAUUGUGAGCAACAGCAACAACAACAGUGCCGCCAACACACCGAACGCCGCUCCAGCCUCCGCACUGGUCAGCCACACCGGCGGCUAUGUCGUUGUCGAUCAGGCUACGGGCGCUGCCAUGAACGCCUCACCGCCCUCGAUCUACAUGAGUGGUGCUGGCUCGAAUGGCGGUGGCGGCGGCAACAAUGCUGGCGCCGGCGGACCACGCGCCUCGCACAUUCCAGCUCAGCUGCAUCACAGUGCCGCCGCCGCAGCAGCAGCCGGAGCAGCCGGGCAACAGACCACAGCGGCGGUGCUGAGUGCCGCCCUCGGCGGAUACAAUCCGAAUGGGGCAUCCGGCGUAUACUUCAAGUAUGGCCAAACGUACUUUGCGCAUCCAUCGGUGGCCUUGCCCAACAGCCGACGCUCGCCUUCGAACGAUAUCAGGCCGCAGAUGGCACAGAUGGCCGGCAUGUAUCCCACAAUGAUGAUACAAGCUCGUCAUCCCAGCCGUCAUCCGAAUCCCAACUACAAAGGUUCGCGUCCGCGGUAAAGCCAUCCACCGGAAGGGCGCCCAAACACCCAGAUACAAAAAAAUGCAGAUAAAGCGAAACAAAAAACUACAUAAACAUAACGGCAUACCUAAGAUAAAGAUAAAUAGCAACCUAAUCUAGUGGAACAUAAAAGUAGAUGACAAAAAGAAGAAAGAAAGAAAGAAGAAAUGAAAUGGAAAAGAAACAGAUUGAAAUCGAGCAGAGAGAGCAUAAGGCCAACGCCAGAGAUCUGUGGCAGAGCAGGAGAUCCCGGAACAGAGAGUGCGCGAGUUAGGAGUUAGUUGUGGGGGCAAACACGGAGUAUUGGUAGCAGCUGGAUCCAGCUGGGACAGGGACUUAUAACUGAAGCAAACCAAAACCACAAGCCACAACAUUACACCACAAUCUACACAGAAUCUUCCGCGGAAAGAAUUGGGGGAGUAAAUCCAUCAUAGCAUAAUAGCCUCUAUAUAGAUGUAUACAUAAGGAGUAUUGUACGAUAUAGCUACAAUAGCAAAGUCGCAAGCAAAGCCAGAUGAAAGGAUCAACCGAAAGAUAAGCCGAAAGAUGAGAAAGAGAAAUAUGAAUGCUGUAUAUUUUGUGCCAUUAUAAAAUAGUCUUUAAUAAACUACUAACGA
Drosophila subobscura is the source of this 7528-nucleotide messenger RNA. RefSeq names its product protein encore (gene enc). The transcript is spliced from 12 exons. Gene Ontology annotation, molecular function: nucleic acid binding. Lineage: Eukaryota; Metazoa; Arthropoda; Insecta; Diptera; Drosophilidae. The record is from RefSeq and is a predicted model, not a curated record. The coding region runs from base 761 to 6910 and encodes 2049 amino acids.